Molecule: messenger RNA, 9034 nt
Organism: Anoplopoma fimbria (sablefish)
Lineage: Eukaryota; Metazoa; Chordata; Actinopteri; Perciformes; Anoplopomatidae
Gene: pi4kaa
Product: phosphatidylinositol 4-kinase, catalytic, alpha a
Exons: 54
Coding region: 106-6378 (2090 amino acids)
Biological process (GO): phosphatidylinositol phosphate biosynthetic process; phosphatidylinositol-mediated signaling
Cellular component (GO): cytoplasm; plasma membrane
Molecular function (GO): 1-phosphatidylinositol 4-kinase activity
Source: RefSeq, a predicted model, not a curated record
CCUCUCGCUUGCCGUAGUUGUCAGAGCAGCCCUGCUCCGGCUGAAUGAGAGGAGAUGUGUGCGUCUCUGUGACGGUGCUAACACGUCUCUAAAGAACCAAACAACAUGUCUCUCCAUGGAGGAGGAAGCAGAGGGUUCUACUUCAACACCGUGCUGUCUCUGGCUCGGUCGUUGGCGGCUCACCGACAGGCCCCGUUAGAGAAGGUGCAGAAGCUACAAUGCAUGUGUCCCGUGGACUUCAGAGGAGUCUUCCAGCUGGACGAGAGGAGGAGGGACGCCGUUAUUGCUCUGGGCAUCUUCCUGGUUGAGUCAGAGCUGCAGCACAAAGAUGCUAUCGUCCCGUACCUGCUCGGGCUGCUUAAAGGGCUUCCUAAAGUUCAGUGGAUUGAAGAAAGCUCAGAACGCAAAGGAAGAGAGACCCUCCCUGUGGCUGAGAUCUUCACCUUUGGUCUCGUGACACUCCUCUCAGACGUCGCCCAACGAGAUGAGACCUUACGAGGACAGAUCCUGGAGGCAAUCAUGGACAUCAUGCAGGUCCUGCUAGAUAUCUGCAAGAAUCCAGAGGCUCAUGAUAAAGAAUACCUGUGCAGGUACACCGUGCCCACCCUGCUCGGUGUUGCCCGAGCGUUUGGCCGAUACAGCAACACCGACGAGCCGUUACUGUCCAAGCUCUUCCCUCGACCGGUGGCUUCCGUGCCGCCUACGGCCGAUGAGAGUGACGCGACGCACCGACGGUCCUUCAACGACUUCCGCUCCAUCCUGCCGAGCUCUCUGCUCACCGUGUGUCAGGGAGACACUCUGAGACGAAAGGGAUCCAGUCAACAGGCCAGUCCAGAGAGAGCCUGUCUGACCCCCAUCUCACCUGCUGACCCCUCUGCACAGUACUUUGAAGGCUCGUACCUCCCCGAUGGCAGUGCGGUGGACCCUGACUACUACUUCUCCACCAUCAGCUCCAGCUUCUCCGUCUCCCCUCUCUUCACUGGAAGCAGCGCUGGAGAGUUUCAGGUCCCUCUGGAUAUGCUCAGACAGCUCCUCCACAUGGUCGAACAAUUUGUGUCAGAGUCGUUUUUGAAAUCGCUGGACGAGGCCCUGGCAGAACUUCUAGAGCUGAAUCCUGGUCUUCACCUUUACUACAAAACCUUCAGUGACCCUCUGUAUGUGGCAAUUUUUAAGAUGCUAAGAGACACUUUGUACAAUUUAAAAGACCUACAGACGGACUACGUGAAGGAGGUUCACGACUUCGUGCUGGAGCAGUUCAGCAGCAGUCAGUCGGAGCUGCAGAGGAUCCUGCACGAUGUGGAGUACCUGCAGAGCGAGCUGAGCCCGCUAAAGCUGCGCUGCCAGGCCAACGCCGCCUGCGUGGACCUCAUGGUGUGGGCCGUGACCGAAGAGCAGGGAGCUGAGAACCUCUGCACCAAACUGUCAGAGAAGCUGCAGUCCAAGACGUCCAGUAAGGUCAUCAUCGCUCACAUGCCGCUCCUCAUCUGCUGCUUACAGGGCCUGGGUCGUCUGUGUGAGCGUUUCCCUGUGGUGGCUCACUCUGUCACCAUGUCACUGAGAGACUUCUUGGUGGUUCCGUCUCCGGUUCUGGUGAAGCUGUACAAAUACCACAGCCAGUACUCUUCAGGGGUCGGUGAGAUAAAGAUCCAUGUGACCAACGAACACUCCCAGUCGACCCUCAGUACCAACGCGAACAAGAAGAGCCAGCCGUCCAUGUACGAACAGCUGCGGGACAUCUCCAUCGACAACAUCUGCAGGUGCCUGAAAGCCGGACUGACGAUGGAUAACGUCAUCGUAGAAGCGUUCCUCGCCAGUCUGUCCAACCGUCUCUACAUCUAUCAGGAGAACGAUAAGGAUGCUCACCUGAUCCCGGACCACACCAUCAGGGCUUUGGGUCACAUCGCUGUGGCCCUGCGGGACACCCCCAGAGUGAUGGAGCCCAUCCUCCAGAUCCUCCAGCAGAAGUUCUGCCAGCCGCCCUCCCAGCUGGACGUCCUCAUCGUAGACCAGCUGGGCUGCAUGGUGAUCACAGGCAAUCAAUACAUCUACCAGGAGGUGUGGAAUUUGUUCCAGCAGAUCAGUGUGAAAGCCAGCUCCAUGGUCUACUCUAACAAAGACUACAAGGACCAUGGAUACAGACACUGCUCCUUGGCUGUGAUAAAUGCUCUGGGUAACAUAGCAGCCAACCUGCAGGCUGAGCAGAUGGUGGACGAGCUGCUGGUCAACCUGCUGGAACUUUUUGUCCAGCUGGGUUUGGAGGGGAAGAGAGCCAGUGAGAGAGCCCCAGACAAAGGCCCGGCUCUGAAGGCGUCAAGCAGUGCUGGAAACCUCGGUGUCCUAGUUCCAGUCAUUGCAGUGCUGACUAAGAGGUUGCCACCAAUAAAAGAAGCGAAGCCACGUCUACAGAAACUCUUCAGGGACUUCUGGCUCUACUCUGUGGUCAUGGGAUUCGCCGUGGAGGGCUCAGGUCUGUGGCCGGAGGAAUGGUACGAGGGAGUUUGUGAGAUUGCGACCAAAUCUCCGCUGCUCACGUUUCCCAGCGGGGAACCUUUACGCUCAGAGCUGCAGUACAACUCUGCCCUGAAGAAUGACACUGUCACGCCGGCUGAGCUGAACGAUCUGCGUAGCACCAUCAUCAACCUGCUGGAUCCUCCUCCUGAGGUGGCUGCUCUCAUCAACAAGCUGGACUUUGCCAUGUCCACAUAUUUGCUGUCUGUUUACAGAUUGGAGUACAUGAGGAUGCUGCGUGCUCUGGACUCGGACCGCUUUCAGGUCAUGUUUCGGUACGCUGAAGACAGAGCGAUACAGAAGGAUAAAUCUGGCAUGAUGCAGUGUGUCAUUGCCGUUAGCGACAAGGUCUUUGAAGUCUUCCUGCAUAUGAUGGCUGAAAAGCCGAAAACCAAAGCCCAUGAGGAGGAGCUGGAACGCCACGCUCAGUUCCUCUUGGUCAACUUCAACCACAUCCACAAGAGGAUCCGCAGAGUGGCUGACAAAUAUUUAUCUGGCCUGGCUGAAACUUUCCCCCACUUGUUAUGGAGUGGUCGUGUGCUGAGGACCAUGCUGGACAUCCUGCAGACGCUUUCCCUCUCACUCAGUGCAGACAUUCAUAAAGACCAACCUUACUACGACAUUCCAGACACGCCGCACAGAAUUACUGUUCCAGAUACAUAUGAAGCCAGAGAGAGCAUAGUAAAGGAUUUUGCUGCACGUUGUGGGGAGAUUCUAAAAGAGGCGAUGAAGUGGGCGCCAUCUGUGACCAAAUCCCACCUCCAGGAGUAUCUGAACAAACAUCAGAACUGGGUGUCAGGUCUUUCCCAGCACACCGGCCUGGCCAUGGCCACAGAAAGCAUCCUGCACUUCGCCGGUUACAACAGACAGAGCACAACACUGGGGUCUACUCAGCUGACUGAGAGGCCCACCUGUGUGAAGAAGGACUACUCUAACUUCAUGGCCUCCCUCAACCUCAGGAACAGAUACGCUGGAGAGGUGUCGGGUAUGAUCCACUUCGCCCAGGCAGUUAAAGGAAACUCCGAUCUGAGCCGGCUGAUGAUCAAGCAGAUGGGGGAGGCUUUAGACUCGGCGCAGCCUGAGACCUUCACGGAGGCCAUGUUCAAACUGGCCGCCUUGCUCAUCAGCUCCAAAGAAUGCGAUCCUCAGCUCCUGCACCACCUCUGCUGGUCUCCUCUCAAGAUGUUUACAGCACACGGCAUGGAAACGGCCAUCGCUUGUUGGGAGUGGCUGCUGGCAGCUCGUGUUGGAGUGGAAGUACCGUUCAUGCGUGAGAUGGCGGGAGCGUGGCAGAUGACCGUGGAGCUUAAGAUGGGCUUGUUCUCCGACGCCAAGGUGGAGGCCGACCCUCUGGCUGCAUCAGAGGAGAGCCAGCCGAUCCCCUGCCCUCCAGAUGUUACCCCCCACCAAAUAUGGAUCGAGUUUCUAGUCCAGAGGUUUGAGAUAGCAAAGUAUUCCAGCGCAGAUCAAGUGGAGAUCUUUGGCAGUUUGCUGCAACGCUCGCUGUCUCUGAACGUCGGGGGGGCGAAGAGUAGCCUCAACCGCCACGUAGCGGCCAUUGGUCCUCGUUUCAGGCUGCUGACUCUGGGUCUGUCUCUGCUGCACUCUGACGUCCUCACCAAUUCAACUGUAAGAAAUGUUCUCCGAGAGAAGAUUUAUUCUACAGCCUUUGACUACUUCAGCGCUCCUCCAAAGUUUCCCACCCAAGGUGACAAGCAUCUCCGCGAGGACAUCAGCAUCAUCAUCCGUUUCUACGCCAGCAUCCUGUCCGACAAGAAGUACCUGGCAGCGUGCCACCUGGUCCCCCCCGAUAACCAGGACCCGUCCCUGAACAGUCUGUCCGUGAUGAACGCCGCCGACCUCCGGAGCAGCAUGGACUCCAGCGCUCGGUCCCAGCAGAGCGGCCAGGGAUGGAUCAACACCUACCCGCUGUCCAGUGGCAUGUCCACCACGUCCAAGAAAUCAGGGACGUCCAAGAAGAGUAACAGAGGGACGCAGCUUCACAAGUACUACAUGAAACGCAGGACUCUGUUGCUGGCCUUACUGGCCAGCGAGAUCGAACGCUUGACAACGUGGUACAACCCGCUCUCCACCCAGGAGCUGACCAUCGCCACGGAGCAGUCGGUGGAGACCAGCAUCGCCAACUGGAGGUCCAAAUACAUCAGUCUGACGGAGAAACAGUGGAAGGACAACGUCAACCUGGCCUGGGGCAUCGCACCCUACCUGGCUAUGCAGCUGCCAACCAGGUUUAAGAAUGAUGCCAUUGUUGCUGAAGUGACCCGUCUGGUGAGGCUGGACCCCGGAGCCGUCAGCGAUGUACCUGAGGCCGUCAAGUUCCUGGUGACGUGGCACACUAUCGACGCCGACUCUCCUGAGCUGAGCCACAUCCUGUGUUGGGCUCCGGCCGACCCGCCCACCGGUCUGUCCUACUUCAGCAGCAUGUACCCUCCUCAUCCUCUCACUGCUCAGUACGGGGUCAAAGUGCUGCGCUCCUUUCCUCCAGAUGCCAUCUUGUUCUACAUUCCUCAGAUUGUUCAGGCUCUGCGUUACGAUAAGAUGGGUUACGUGAGGGAGUACAUCCUGUGGGCGGCCCAGAAGUCUCAGCUUCUCGCCCACCAGUUCAUCUGGAACAUGAAGACCAACAUCUUCAUGGACGAGGAGGGACACCAGAAAGACCCCGACAUCGGGGAGCUGCUGGAGCAGAUGGUGGAGGAGAUCACGGGUUCUCUGUCGGGUCCGGCCAAAGACUUCUACCAGAGAGAGUUUGACUUCUUCAACAAGAUCACCAACGUGUCCGCCAUUCUCAAGCCAGUUCCAAAGGGCGAGGAGAGGAAACGGGCCUGUCUCAAAGCUCUGUCCGACAUCAAAGUUCAGCCAGGCUGUUACCUGCCGAGUAACCCUGAAGCCAUCGUGUUGGACAUCGACUACAAGUCUGGAACACCCAUGCAGAGCGCCGCCAAGGCUCCCUACCUGGCCAAGUUCAAGGUGAAGCGCUGCGGGGUGAGCGAGCUGGAGAGGGAGGGUCUCCGCUGCCCGUCGGACUCUCUGGAGGACGGGGAGGACAAUCCGGACGGAGCUCGCAGGAUUUGCUGGCAGGCGGCCAUCUUUAAAGUGGGAGACGACUGCAGACAGGACAUGCUCGCUCUGCAGAUCAUUGGGCUCUUUAAGAAUAUUUUCCAGCUGGUGGGCCUGGACCUGUUUGUCUUCCCCUACAGAGUGGUGGCCACCGCACCAGGGUGUGGAGUGAUCGAGUGCAUCCCAGACUGCAAAUCCAGAGACCAACUGGGCCGACAGACGGACUUCGGGAUGUACGAUUACUUCCGCAACCAGUACGGAGACGAAUCCACCCUCGCCUUCCAGAAGGCUCGGUAUAACUUCAUCCGCAGCAUGGCCGCCUACAGCCUGCUGCUGUUCCUGCUGCAGAUCAAAGACAGACACAACGGCAACAUCAUGCUGGACAGCAAGGGACACCUCAUCCACAUAGACUUUGGCUUCAUGUUUGAGAGCUCUCCUGGAGGAAACCUGGGCUGGGAGCCGGACAUCAAGCUGACGGACGAGAUGGUGAUGAUCAUGGGAGGAAAGAUGGAGGCCACGCCUUUCAAGUGGUUCAUGGAGAUGUGCGUCAGAGGAUAUCUGGCUGUACGACCGUACAUGGACGCCGUGGUUUCUCUAGUGACCCUCAUGCUGGACACCGGGCUGCCGUGCUUCAGAGGACAAACCAUCAAACUCCUCAAAGGGCGGUUUAAUCCUCACAUGAGUGAGAAAGAAGCAGCAGCUUUCAUCAUCAAAGUCAUCCAAAGCUGUUUCCUCAGCAGCAGGAGCAAAACGUACGACAUGCUGCAGUAUUACCAGAACCAAAUUCCCUACUGAGAAGUCUUCUACCGGACCUCCACUGUACGUCCAAGACCAAACGACUCCACACGAAGCAAUGCAAAACCUUCUUUUGGAUGAUUUGAACAGGCAGUGGGUGGUGCAUCCUACCCGUCCUGUAACAACGAGGCACUUUGAUUCCAAAUGCUCCACUUUUAUUCCGCAUUACUGUAAGUCGUCAGAUUUUUAUAAUGUACUCCUUCGUUUGAAAAAUACGUCUUUAAUUAUGAAAGAACAACGAACGACUUUUACCAAAGGAGGUAUUUGAAUCACCCUUUAAGUAUUUUCUCCUUGAUGCUGUUGUUUGUUACACUAACGAGAGGACGAUAAGAGGAGCCAUAUUUACCAGAAGUUGUUUUAUCAUCGUUAUUGUUCUGUAACGGCGCCGUUAUCCACUUUUAUGCACUUUAUAGCUCAAAGUAUUUCAUCUGCUUCUCCUGCCUUUGAUCAUGAUCUUAAACUGAGAUUAUACACCAGAAAUCAGAGAUGAAAACAAUCUGAAUUUUAAUCAACCUAUCAAUAAAACGGCGGUAUUUUUGUUUUAAUAGAACACAAGCUGGUAGAUUGAUCAGAAUUCGAAGCAGGAAUCAAUCAGCAUUUAAUCUUAACGGUAGUUUUUAGGAGUGUAUUGGUGUUAAGUACUUACUGUAGAAUAUUUACUGUAGAAUCACAUCAACGUCGCAGGUAUUUUACUGUGAUUAACGCUGAACUUGUAGAGCUAAAUGUGAAGAACAUAAUCAGAAGUUUUUAAUAACUGUGCUACCUUGAAGCUUAUACUCAAAGCCAGUCAUGUCAAAUCUUCUCAUGUCAGCUUUUAGCUUUAAAAUAGUUAUUUAGAGGUUUUUUUAUUUCCACUACAGGAACUUAACGACCUGGAAGCUGAACUUUUUUAGAAGCAGAAAAGCUUUGGUUUGAGGUUCUGUCUUUUGUUUCCACUGGGUUUAAAAAAACGGGUUGUUUUGGGGUUUACGUCUUUUGAAAAAGGCGAGUUUCAUGUCGCUGUUUGGUCGGAAAAAACAGCUCUACUUUUAGCUUUUCAUGUUUUAUCAUCACAUUUAAGACACAGAACUAAGCUUCCCAUUUUCUGAAAAAUAUAUUUUUGUUUUUUAAAGGUCUAAAAAAGCCUGUUUUUACAGACUCUUUUAACCAUCUGCAUUGCUUCUUAAAUUGCAUCUUUUUUUCCUAAUCCAAACAAACAUGGUAGCUGGAAAACGUUUUGUACAAUAUUCAAAUUGAGAAAACAAAAUCCUGCUCAGCAUCACAAUAUAUAUUUAUCAUACUACGAUUCUCUCUGGACCUUCUUCCAAGAGUAUUUUAAACAAUUUCUACAACAUUGAUCUUAAGUAGAUAGAGCUCACCCAAUAACUGGGAACAUUUAAAACGUUAUUAUUAGUUAAUGUGGUUUGUAUGGAUCUUUGUUUUCAGUGUUUUUUCCGGAUACCUGGAUCAGGAAAAACAGUCGGAAUUUAAAGAAAAUGUUGUUUUUAUGGUGCAACAGAUGAAACAUUUCUUUCAUCCAGGUGGUUGAAAGAGUCUUUUCAGGAAUCUGAAAUAUCUCAACAGCUAUUAAAUGGAUUGUCUUGAAAUACCGUUCAUGUUCCCCAGAGGAUGAACCACAUCUUUGAUGAACCACAAACACUGACUUUAGUGAUCCUCUGACUUUUUGUUGUUUUUUUAAGUUAGGCUAGUUAGCAAAUGUUAGCAUGCUAACAUGCUAAACUGAGAUGGUGACUUCCAUUCACUGGUUGCAAAUAAAACCAAGAUGGCGACGGCCAAACUGAAUGUGAACUGCACCAUGACUACGUCCAUUUCUUAUAUACAGUCUAUGGUAGUGAUGAAUUUCUUUUUCCACAAAUGUCGCCACAAACACCCAGUUUUUAAUACUGAAAAUACAUAAAUAUUGCAAUACUUAUGCGAUGGAUAGCGACUUUUAUUUAUUUAUGAAUGAAAAUCUUCAGGUUGCCCUCUUUAAGUUCCUGUAGUGGAAGAGUUGCUCUACAUCAGAUAUAUUUUAACCUCUAUUUAAAAAGUAUCAUGAACAUAUUUGCGUACUCUUUGCAGUACUUUUUAACCCUGUUAGAGAACAUUCCUCUUUGUGUAUCUGGGCUAUAUGGAACCUCUCGGGUUUGACUGAUGCAGAUGAUGAUGAAACGUUAAAAAGCCAUUUCUCCUACCCGUACAGGUAGACACACGACCGUAGUGAUACUUGACAGAAAAGAAGAAACCUAACCUUAUGCAAUAUAUUUGUGAAUAUUGAUGCUGUAUUUGCGUGUUGUGUUCAUCAAAUCAACCGAUCCGUGUGUGAGAAGUGUUUUAUUUUUGUUGCAGACUUACUGUCGUUCUGUAGUCGGAGUAUAUUUAAGUACACAGAAGUACUUGUGCGAGGCACUCGACUCUUUUCAAAGCCAUUUUUAAUGUGCUGGGUUUUAAAUCAUGUCAGCUGAUGUGUAUAAAUAUAUAAAUGUGUGUUCAGUCUUUCAGAUCACGUCUGCUCUUCUGAUAAUGUUCCAACAUCAGACAGGUUUUACUUUUUAUAUUUCCUGUCUCUUUGUCUCUCUCUCUCCUCUCUCUCUCGCUCGUCUUCAUGUAUAUUUUCUUCCUAGUUUUUCUUGUACUGGUGGUUUUAAGUGAAAUGUUUAAUUAAAGGACAUCAAAA